Messenger RNA from Odocoileus virginianus texanus, 703 nucleotides. NCBI's taxonomy places the organism in Eukaryota, Metazoa, Chordata, Mammalia, Artiodactyla, Cervidae. The record is from RefSeq and is a predicted model, not a curated record.
ACUCAGGUGGCCGCAUUGUCUGGCCACAGAGUUGAAAUCCCUCGUGAUCUUGAUAACCCUGCUGGGAGAGUUCAAUCUGGCCGCCUCCAUCACCAUGUUCUACAUCUACACUUCUGAACUCCUCCCCACCAUCAUCAGGGCGACAGGUCUGGGUCUAGUGUCUCUGAUCUGGGUGGCUGGAGGCAUCUUGUCUGUGACACUCAUCCACCAGAACAUUGCCAUCCUACCCAUCAUUCUCUGCUCCCUCUCGGCCUCCGUGGCUUUGUUCUACUGCUCCAAUUUGCCAGAAAUGCAAGAUCAGCCCCUACCUGAUACCCUGGAGCACAUUACACCACAGUCAAGGAGCAUAAGCGAGGAACUCUCGAAUGAGGACAUGUUAAGUGAUGACAUGACGGAGGAAGUGGCCAAGAACACCAUUCUCAACUCCAGGUUGACGAGCAUGGACCAAGAUAGUCUCUCCAGCCCACCUUUGCAAUCUAAAGAUGAAAAAAUAGACAAAGAGGAGGACUGAGAACCAGGCUUUCGGAUGAUCUCGGGUGGGAGCUGAGGGGCUGGAUAUGGGGCUGUGAAUUCUAGGCCUAUUCCAACUUGGGUGGCAGGGUCAGUCCUGCUCCAAGGCCAGCCCUGGAGAUUUAGACAUGGCCCCACCUCUCAGGGAGCUAGCAUAUGAUUCAUUCCAAUAAAGGUACCAUGUUUUACUUGA